GUCAUAGCAACCGGCAUGGAGACAAAGAAGCUUCCUAACCUAAUCUUGCGGAGUCAGCGGCAGUUCAGGGAUUUGUUAGCUCGACUCCAGAAAUGUGAGGGUUUAAAAUAUGUAAAUCCAUAACCUAGCACUUGGUAAAUCAACCUAUACACAAUUGAUCUACCUGAAGAACUUGGUAUGAGCAUGGGAUACACCGAGUAUAUGGAUCCAAAAAGAGGAAAUGCACCACCAUAGGAAACCGGAGGUGGAGGAGGUAAUGCAUCGCCUGGCCCAGGCCACAGUCUGACUGGACCACCCAGAGGACAGAUGAGUUUAAAAAGCAGCCCGUUCUGCCCUCGGUCGUCGAGCAGACUAACUCAGUGCAUUAUUCAAGACCAUAUGGUGUCCCAUUAUAAAAAGGUAUAUUCAGCUAAAGCUGCCAUUGAUUCAUCAGUACCCAAAAGUAUGCUAAGCAGUGUAAAAUACAAUGACCAGUUACGGCGGGAGCAGUUGAGGAAAGAUGCGUCCAGGUCUGAUAGACGACCUCAGUCAGCUGGUUCACACUCACAGAGGAGCAGCAGAGCCAACACCAAAGCCUCCUGCCCAUCACAAAAUACGCAAAGUGGAGCAGGUCAAGAAAGUGCCUAUUUCUACCUGGGAAGCUCAAUGAUUUCUACUCCAAGAAUCAACACCUCCUUUCACACCAAGCAAAUAGUUUACCCGUCCCAAAUGGUCGGAGGGUCUGGGAGCCCCCCGCACUUCUUCCACUGUGCAUCAGAGUACAGCUAUAGGAGCCCAAACUCCCAGAGGCAGCAGCCAGCCCGCUCCACCACAGGUACCCAGAGUGGCUACAAGGCCUUUCAGGACCCUGUCCAGAAGACCUACAGUGGGGACCUGAUUCAGAAACACGCCCACCGCUUCACCCAGGACAAGCCCUUCACUCCCAGGACUCUGAAGUCAGACAGCAGGUCCUAUCUGUCUCAGUAUCGCUACUACACACCUCCUCGCGGUAAACCAGCCCAGGACCAGGAGAGGACCAUCCCCAGGCUGACACGGCAGGAGACCUAUCAUGGAAGCACACGAACCAAGGAAUGCUCAUCGGCUGAAUGGGAUGAUCAACCCCUGGGACAUGGUACAGAGCAUGAGUGGUCGGAUGCAGACGAUGAGUCCCAUACACUGAAUCUGUCAGCAUUUGGACAACGAAGCAAGGGAAACAAGAGCGUAAGCAGCGAUCACUUCCAUCCCUCAUUCAGGGUUUCACCAGAAGGAAUGACAUCUCCUAUCAUGAAGAGGGUGUCUGCAGAGGAGGAAGAAUUUAUGUACCUUGAAUUUAUUGCUGAUGUAACAAAUGAAAUCUUGUCCAGGGGCCUGUACUCUGACAGGGUCUUAGAGCGGGUGUUUGAACGUCACGUUGACAAGAAUAAACAUCUAUUGGAUGAGGACAAAAUGUGCCACCUUCUGGAGACUCUGCGCAAUGACUUGCAAAGUCCAGCCAACACACCUACCUUUAGUGCAGAGCCUAAGAAUGGUGAGGAGACAGAGCUUGGCCUUCUUCAUAGUCAUCUACAGGGUCUGGAGUCUCUGGACAGAGGAGCACUAUCAGAAACCAAAGAGGACAAUGACCUUUUUCCCUAUGCAUUGUUUAACCAGGACAGUGGUGGGCUGGAGAAUGUUGUUCCAUUGUCAGUGUCCACACCGUUAUAUGGUAGCCCUCCUAAGAGGACUGACUCUGACAGUCUGCCUGUUGGUUCACCUGAUGCUGAUGGAGGUGCAGAGGGCCUGGAUGAGCACAAUCAUGACAGGGAAAAUUACUUUCCUCCUUCACUUGGUGAAAAUACCCCUCUGACCCUUGAGGAAGACCACAAUCAAAACCUAGAAGACAAUUAUGGUGGACUAUCCAAAGACCUGGAAGAUCUCGAGAGAAAUCUGUCCGAGUCAUUGCAUGUUUCCAAUGCGCCUAAUUCCGCAGGGCCAGUAGUCACUGAGAAUAUAAACACAGUAGCCUCUUUCAGUGAUGAUGAGUUCUGAUUUUAUUAGUAUUUUAGGGAUGAGUUUUGUAGUCAAAGGAGACUAUUUUCGAUAACAACAAUUUGAUAUAGGUUUUUGCAUCUUAAAUGUGUUUUAUAAAUGGGAGCUGAUAGGUAUAUCUCAUACUUUUUGCCUAUUCCUGUUCUGGGCACCAUUGCCAUGUGUAUUUCCAGUACAAAGUAUUGACCAAUAUAUAUUUGGAUUAUUGUUACACAAUGAUGAGAAGGAACUAGACCGUAUAUUCAUAUUUUACAGCAACCUGGCAUGAAGUAAUUAAACUGACAGUUCACAAAUGAGUGCAAUAUGAGCAGAACUAUAGAUUUGCAGUGAUGGUGCUGAAUAAGGUAAAUCAAGCAGGGAGGCAGCUGUCCCAUUUCUGUACUUGGCAUUCCGGCUGUAUGAUGUCAUGGCCUCAAUCUGCCGUGUAUUACGCUAUUGUUGAGGAACUACUCAAACUUCUAUAAGGAAUACAACCGAUUAAACCAUAGCUAGUGGACCUGAA
Oncorhynchus mykiss (rainbow trout) is the source of this 2509-nucleotide messenger RNA. Lineage: Eukaryota; Metazoa; Chordata; Actinopteri; Salmoniformes; Salmonidae. The record is from RefSeq and is a predicted model, not a curated record.